Dovyalis caffra is the source of this 435-nucleotide messenger RNA. The record is from the annotation of a GenBank genome assembly. NCBI's taxonomy places the organism in Eukaryota, Viridiplantae, Streptophyta, Magnoliopsida, Malpighiales, Salicaceae.
AUGGCGAUACACCGUUCGUUCGGUUAUGGUUUGUUACGCGGACUGAAUCGGGCUCCUCAUCAACAACAGUUCCAUGAUGUAUGGAAAAUCAUUUGGCGGAUUAAUGCUCCUCCUAAAGUGGUUAACUUUAUUUGGCGUGCUUUGCGAGGGAUAUUAUCCCUACCGGAGGUGUGGUUGAGGUCAGCGGAAGUUUGGGCUUCGAGAGGCCGGUUACAUGCGCGAGUAGAUGGAGCGACCUCUGUUGCGGGCGGUCUACUAUGCGACGAGUUGUCAAGUGGGAAUGUCCUCCGUUGGGAUGGAUUAAAUGUAAUGUUGAUGCUUGCUACUUUUUCAAAAGAAGGAGCUAUUAGUGGCGUGUUCCGAAAUGAGCGGGGAAGAUUUAUGGGUGGCUAUGUUAAGGUGUUGGGUUCGUUUACAAGAUCUCGCUAUUAUUGA